GUGCUCUUCUACUGGAAUACGAAGCACUCACUGACACACUCCAGCAAUGCUCCGCUGAAGAGAAACCAUGAAAAAACUGCAGAUUUAAAAUAGCUCCGCCCUCACGAGGCCGGUCACAUGGACAUGACGUCAUCAGAGGUCCUUUAGCCCACUAGGAAAUAGCAUCUACAUUUUCUUCCCGGUGUUUCCGUCACUUAUUCCGGUAGUUACUUCACCUACUGUAGAAGAAACAAGAUGUCGACCCCAGACGCAAUUGCAUCUGACGAAGCAGAGGCGUCCAACAAAUUUUCUUUCAUGGCUGCCGUCAGCAAGACCCCAAAGAAGCAGAUCCAGUUUGCAGAUGACAUGCAGGAGUUUACCAAGUUUCCAACGAAGACUGGACGCAGAUCUCUGUCACGCUCAAUUUCUCAGUCAUCCACUGACAGCUAUAGUUCUGUUGCCUCCUACACAGACAGUUCAGAUGAUGAGACGUCUCCUCGUGACAAGCAGCAAACCACCUCCAAAGGCAGCAGUGACUUCUGCAUCAAGAACAUAAAGCAAGCUGAGUUUGGAAGGAGAGAGAUUGAGAUUGCAGAGCAAGAAAUGACUGCUCUAAUCUCUUUAAGAAAAAGAGCACAAGGGGAGAAACCGCUAGCUGGAGCGAAGAUAGUUGGAUGCACACACAUUACAGCACAAACUGGGGUUCUAAUUGAGACUUUGUGUGCCCUCGGAGCCCAAUGCCGCUGGUCUGCUUGUAAUAUUUACUCCACUCAGAAUGAAGUGGCUGCUGCUUUGGCAGAGACAGGUGUUGCAGUGUUUGCAUGGAAAGGCGAAUCAGAGGAUGAUUUUUGGUGGUGCAUUGAUCGCUCUGUAAAUGGUGAUAGCUGGCAGCCAAACAUGAUCCUGGAUGAUGGAGGAGAUUUAACUCAUUGGGUAUACAAGAAGUACCCUAAUGUGUACAAAAAGAUCCGCGGUAUUGUGGAGGAGAGCGUGACUGGGGUUCAUCGCCUGUAUCAACUGUCCAAGGCUGGGAAGCUCUGCGUUCCUGCCAUGAAUGUGAAUGACUCCGUCACCAAACAGAAAUUUGACAAUUUAUACUGCUGUCGUGAGUCAAUACUGGAUGGAUUAAAAAGAAGCACUGAUGUUAUGUUUGGUGGAAAGCAGGUUGUGGUGUGUGGAUAUGGAGAGGUUGGAAAAGGAUGUUGUGCAGCUCUAAAGGCACUAGGUGCUAUUGUGAAUGUCACAGAGAUUGACCCUAUCUGUGCUCUGCAAGCUUGCAUGGAAGGUUUUCGUGUGAUGAAACUCAAUGAAGUUAUAAGACAAGUGGAUGUGGUCAUCACUUGUACAGGUAACAAAAAUGUCGUAAUGCGGGAGCACCUUGACCGUAUGAAGAAUGGUUGCAUUGUAUGUAAUAUGGGACACUCUAAUACGGAGAUUGAUGUAACCAGUUUACGCACUCCUGAGCUCACAUGGGAGCGUAUCAGAUCUCAAGUGGAUCAUGUAAUCUGGCCAGAUGGAAAAAGGAUUGUCCUAUUGGCUGAGGGUCGUCUCCUCAAUUUGAGUUGCUCAACCAUUCCAACAUUUGUACUUUCAAUAACUGCAACUACAGAAGCAUUAGCUUUAAUUGAACUCUACAAUGCCCCUGAAGGCAGAUACAAGCAGGAUGUGUACCUGCUACCUAAAAAAAUGGAUGAAUACGUUGCCAGCUUGCAUCUACCUUCUUUCGAUGCCCAUCUUACUGAGUUAAAUGAUGACCAAGCCAAAUAUCUUGGACUCAACAAAAAUGGACCAUUUAAACCCAACUAUUACAGAUACUGAUACUUGAAUUUGAGCAAAUCAUCUGUGAAAUCUCAAGACAGCUUUAGAGUGAAAACUACCAGGCUCAUUUGUCUUCAUUUCUACAUGUCUAUCAUGCCUAAUUCUGUAUGUGUUUGCAUGUUUUCACUUGUGAAAAAAAAAACUAUGUGAAAGAAAAAAAAAAAUAUGUUUAUUUUGCAAUGCAGAGCUCCAGGAAUAUUCUUAUAUUCCAGUGACAGUAUUUAAGUUUAAAGGGGAAGUAUCACCUGAAUAAAAAAAUAAAAAUAAAAAAUAUAUAUAUAUAUAGAGAGAGAGAGAGAGAGAAUACAUAAUAUUAUUUUAUAUAUUUAAAUGGUAGCAGAUUGGCUUUUAAAAAAAAUAAAAAUAAAAUUACGUAAACCCAACUAUGCAUGAACCUGGGCCUGUGGUCACCAAUAGACAAGGUGUAACUGUGACUUUAGAUAACUUGGUGAUGGGGGGCUGAUCAUGUACCUUUUUAUAGUAUGUUGAUUAUCUGCAUGAUAUGGGAGAUAUUACCCACAUGACCGUACUCUGCAAUGUAAACCUGGCAGUCACGUGGGUAGUAACUCGAACAUCAUGCAUAGGAAGGAAUAUUUAUAAAGGAGGCAGUAUUGUCAGCCAGAACGGCAGGAUAAACAUUGCUCAAAGAGGCUGGAAAAAGACCCCAUCAAAAAAGGCAAUUAGCAUAUUACAGAACUGGCAGAACUGACUUUUAUCAGGUGAACUACUAACCUAUCAGGUGUAUCACUGUCAGGUGUAUAUUUAGGUGAUGAUGCUGUCAGUUUCCUUUUAAGUACAGCUAAGUAUGGCUUUAUAAUGUCCUCCAUGCUGCUGAAACAUCUGGGGGCUUGAUACAGCGCAAGGUAGAGAAGCAGGUUCUCCUGUUUUCUGUGCAUAUGGAAAACUGUCUGGUUUUCCCAUACCCUAUCAGUGCUUAGAUUUGAUUUUACCAGAGGUUAAGAAAGCUAUGAUUGGUUGCUGUGGGAAAAACAGACAGUUUACGGUAUGUCCUCAUACAGAUUAAUCAUAUGUGUUUUUAAGUCCUCAGACUUUCGCAUUGCUGAAUCUGGUAAGCCACCAUUCAGGUUAUACUGAACCUUUAAGCACUUUUUUAAUACCAAGAAUGUCUCCUAGGAGCCCUGGCAAUAUUUCUGCCUUAAUACACUAUAGUACCUCUUUUAUUUUUCAUUCUUGGUUAUGCAGUUUGAUGUUUGUCUAUAAGCAGAUCUGGAAAAUUCCAUGAAGACUUUGUGUGUGUUUAAGUAAAAUUUAGCACUAAAUGUUAUAAAGGUAAAUAUUGGGUAUGUGGCCCAGGGUAUCAAUGCUUUUCUUUUAUCACCUUUUGGUUGUAAAGAUAACCAUACAUUUAAGAUAUUUGUUUGCUAAACAUGUUUGGCCAAGUGCCACCUUCUCUGAUCCUCACUUAUACAUGUAUUCUCAUUAGGGGGAAUUAAGAAAGCUGCCAGACUUAUCUGACGGCUGCUUAUCACACCAAGAACAAAAGGAUCAGACUUGUUAAAAUCCAGCAUGCCAAAUCUCCUCUGACAUUUGCUGUCAGGAGACCACAUACACAAUACAUGGUGAGCUGAUCAUUGGUAGGUUUGGCCAACAUUAAUGGAAUAUGUAUGGCCAUUUUUAGCCCAUGGUAAGGACCAGCUGCAUGUUCUGUAUUUAUACAAUCAUAUAUAUGCUGUCAAAAGACGUCACACACAACAUAAUGUGAAUAACAUGGGAACAUUUAUGGGAGCUGUAAGAAAAGGUCAAAAAAAUAUAUGCAAGGGGAAAUAGAAAUUAAGAUUUUUUUCUUCAUGGUGAUGGUGUUCCAUUUCUCUGUGCUGUGUUGUUGAUGACACAGAAAACAUCAGCAUCUUGGAGUUAAAGGGGUAUUCCAGGAAAAAACUUUUUUGUUUAGAUCAACUGGCUCCAGAAAGUUAAACAGAUUUGUAAAUAACUUCUAUUAAAAAAAUCUUAAUCCUUCCAAUAAUUAUCAGCUACUGAAGUUGAGUUGUUCUUAUCUGUCUGGAAACAGUGCUCUCUGCUGACAUCUCUGCUUAUCUCAGGAACUGCACAGAGUAGAUGAGGUUUGCUAUGGGGAUUUGCUUCUACUCUGGACAGCUCCCGAGACACGUGUCAGCAGAAAGCACUUAGACAGAAAACAACAACUCAACUUCAGCAGCUCAUAAGUACUGAAAGGAUUAAGA
Hyla sarda is the source of this 3998-nucleotide messenger RNA. RefSeq names its product adenosylhomocysteinase like 1 (gene AHCYL1). Gene Ontology annotation, cellular component: cytosol. NCBI's taxonomy places the organism in Eukaryota, Metazoa, Chordata, Amphibia, Anura, Hylidae. The record is from RefSeq and is a predicted model, not a curated record. Gene Ontology annotation, biological process: L-methionine cycle. The coding region runs from base 235 to 1797 and encodes 520 amino acids. The transcript is spliced from 17 exons.